AUGAGUCAUCAAGAAAAACUACAAGAAGAAAAUCUAACCCAACUGAUGGAAUUUGUUCUUCUGGGUUUUGAUGAGAUUCCCCAUCUCCAGUGGUUUCUUUUUGGACUAUUUUUAGUCAUUUAUAUUAUUAUCCUGAUGAGCAAUGGCAUUAUAUUUUUAAUAACAAAAAUGGAUCCUGAUCUCCAGAGCCCCAUGUAUUUUUUCCUGGCAAAUUUUUCUUUUUUGGAAAUCUGCUAUGUAUCAGUCACUCUCCCCAGAAUGCUGGUGAAUCUUGGGACUCAAAGAAGAAGAAUAUCCUUAGUUGCCUGUGCUACACAGAUGUCCUUAGUCCUUAUAUUAGGAAGUACAGAAUGUUUGCUUCUCACUGUAAUGGCUUAUGACCGCUACGUGGCCAUUUGUAAUCCUUUGCACUAUCCUCUAGUCAUGAACCAUAGGGUCUGUAUCCAGUUAGUGACUGGCUCCUGUAUACCUGGACUCCCAAUUCAGAUAGGGCUGACAUAUCAGAUUUUCUCUCUGCCUUUCUGUGGAUCUAACCAAAUCAAUCACUUCUUUUGUGACUUCCCCCCAGUAUUCAAACUGGCCUGUGGGGACACAUUUAUGAAUGAGAUGUUGCUCUACAUAGUUGUUGUCUUCUUUGGCAUGAUUCCAUUUCUCUUGAUCCUUGGCUCCUACAUUAAAAUCAUUGUCACCAUCCUGAAGUUGCCAUCAGCCAUAACUCGGGCCAAAGCUUUCUCCACCUGCUCAUCUCAUCUUAUGGUUGUGCUGCUAUUCUUUGGAACAGCCAUCAUUACAUACAUAAUACCUAAGUCUAGUCACUCAGAAAGAACUGACAAAGUGCUUUCUCUUUUCUACACCAUCUUAAUUCCUAUGUUUAAUCCCAUGAUAUAUAGUCUCAGAAACAAAGAUGUCAAAAUGGCACUCCAGAAAUUGCUAUGUAAAUAA
Molecule: messenger RNA, 942 nt
Organism: Orycteropus afer afer
Lineage: Eukaryota; Metazoa; Chordata; Mammalia; Tubulidentata; Orycteropodidae
Product: olfactory receptor 10AG1-like
Biological process (GO): G protein-coupled receptor signaling pathway
Cellular component (GO): membrane
Molecular function (GO): olfactory receptor activity; G protein-coupled receptor activity
Source: RefSeq, a predicted model, not a curated record